UGAGCUGAACAACAACACAACACAGAAACCUGAGGAGACCACAAACACACGAGCCAAAUACCCAUCACUGCUAAAAUACUCUGCCCGUAGAAUUAAGUGUAAAACAGUGUAAAAGUACUUCGACUUGACUUAGUUUGUUUCCUGUUCAGAAGGGAUUUAGACCUCCUCUUCCUCCAUUCUCUAAUGCCAACAACAACAGCCGUCGAAGGAACGGGGGAGUGCACUCGGUCUGAAGAGUGAAGAAUUAAGGGAUAUUUUCUUUUCAGUCUGAAUCUCAACUCCUCCGGUCCUUUGGGAUCAUGGCAAAAGAUAUCGUACUAAGUUCAUGUCCUCUGCAGGCUGGUCUGAUUGAAACAAAUGGAGAGCUGAAGGUUUUCAUUGAUCAGAAUAUGAGCCCCAGCAAAGGUGUCCUAUCUUUGGUUACUGUCCAACCCACAGCUGUCCCUGUGGCCAAACAGCUACUACCCAAAACCCUUGGGCCUUCCAACGUGAACAUCACUGCACACAUGCAACAUGUGCCACACAUGGUAAUUGGAACACCUCAGAGGCCCACAGUAUCAAAUACCAUUUUGGUGAACAGUCCUCAUACACCAAGUUCCCAGUUCCUCACUCAGAGUCAACCAUCUGACGCUUCUCCAUGGUCAUCAGGUAAGCGUGGUAAGAAAGGAGAAAAGAAUGGGAAGGGCUUGAGGCAUUUCUCCAUGAAAGUGUGUGAGAAAGUGCAGAAGAAAGGAGUCACCACCUACAAUGAGGUUGCAGAUGAACUGGUGGCAGAAUUCAGCUCUGCAGAUAACCACAUGUCUCCAAACGACUCACACGUGUAUGACCAGAAGAACAUUCGGAGGCGUGUGUAUGAUGCACUUAAUGUGCUCAUGGCCAUGAACAUUAUCUCUAAAGAGAAGAAAGAAAUAAAGUGGAUUGGCCUUCCCACCAACUCAGCACAGGAGUGCCAAAACCUAGAGGUGGAAAGACAAAGGCGGCUGGAGAGGAUUAAGCAGAAACAAUCACAACUUCAGGAGCUCAUACUGCAGCAAAUAGCGUUUAAGAACCUGGUUCAGCGGAACAGACAAACAGAGCAGCAGGCAAACAGACCUCCACCCCCCAACUCCAUCAUCCACCUUCCAUUUAUUAUUGUCAACACCAGCAAGAAAACUGUCAUCGACUGCAGCAUCUCCAACGACAAGUUUGAGUAUUUGUUCAACUUCGACAGCAUGUUUGAGAUCCACGAUGACAUCGAGGUGCUGAAACGCAUGGGCAUGGCCUGUGGUUUGGAGGUGGGAAAGUGUUCUCCAGAGGAUCUGAAGGUCGCACGUAAUUUAGUGCCCAAAGCUCUGGAGCCCUACGUUAUAGAGAUGGCAAAGGGUCCCAUUAGUAAUGUCUACAUCACUGGAGGAUCCUCAGCAAAUGGAACUCGUUACCCUGCAAGCAGUGAUGGCUGCACCGAUGGCACUAUGGCCUCCAGCUCAAAUGACUCUCACUACAGCGGCUCUCGUGUGGAGACUCCAGUGUCGUACAUGGGGGAUGACGACGAUGAGGAUGAGUACGACGAGAACGACGACGAAGAUUAAACCUGUCUUUAGUUCGCCGCUCCAACAAGCACAGUCCUUCAAACCACCUUCACCGUGGGAAUCUAGUCCCCCCUGUUUGUGUGUGUGCUUCUACCACCUUUCCCUCUGCUCCCCAUGCCUGUAUUUCUGUCUGGCUUUUUCAGGGGUGUAGAUGAAAAUCGAACAGAAGUGUGUGCGCGUGUUUCGCACCCAUCUUUUUCUGCUCCCGAAUCCUGUGCACAUGCAUUACAGCUCUGGGGGUGGUGUCGUCCAAGGGAACUGUGGUCUGUGGCCCUGCCACCACACUGAAGUCUUUGUAUGUCUAAUCCACUUCUUAAUAAGCCAUCCCACUAAAAACAACCCUCUGUAAAACCUACUGCUGUUGGAGAAUGUAUAAUGUACUUGUUUGAAUAGUUAUUCCUAUUAUGUUCCAGUUACAUAUAGCAGACACGAUGAUCAAAAUUUUCCAUGAUGGCCAAAUUGUCUGCUUGACGUUUGUUAGAGCAGCACCAUGGACUCUGAAUGGCCUAAUACAGUUGCCAUGUCAUCUCAGGAUGGGGCUCCAUCAGAUGUGUCGAUUUUUUUGUUAUGUUCUGGGCAAUAAUUUGAAAUAGUUUGUUAUCCCCCUUUUGUUGGGCCGGCUUCCUUCUGUUGUAUAGGCAGCUGCUUUCCUGAUCUUGUUUGCUAGUUUUGUUUAUAUAUAUUUUUUGUAUUUCUGGAGUUGAGGAAUUCUCCAUCACCACCCUAUUAACGCCUUGGUAGUGUUUACAAAAAUUAUGGCACCAGCAAGGUCAGAACUUUCAUAACCCCUGGCUCCUGAUAGGUAAAUAAGCUUUGUUUGUUAAUUACGUACAUGAGUCCUACAACGAUUGUAGCUUAUAGUAUCCUUUAGAGGCCAGUGGUAAGAGAUAAAAAAAUUAUUGAUGUAACAAAAUGUGUGGUUGUGUAGGUCUUGGUGUGUUCCUUCAAAGAUCUCUUUUAAAACUGAGCAACACAUGUACUGACUUCCAAAUACCUUUUCUGUAAUCUAAUAUAAGUUUGCAAAUUAAAUAUAGAUUGUUUUAAUAA
Messenger RNA from Paralichthys olivaceus (Japanese flounder), 2615 nucleotides. RefSeq names its product transcription factor Dp-1. Gene Ontology annotation, biological process: regulation of transcription by RNA polymerase II; regulation of cell cycle. Gene Ontology annotation, cellular component: transcription regulator complex; nucleus. The record is from RefSeq and is a predicted model, not a curated record. Gene Ontology annotation, molecular function: DNA-binding transcription factor activity, RNA polymerase II-specific; RNA polymerase II transcription regulatory region sequence-specific DNA binding. NCBI's taxonomy places the organism in Eukaryota, Metazoa, Chordata, Actinopteri, Pleuronectiformes, Paralichthyidae.